AUGUCCUACUUUCUUGCUUGCUUAAUUGCUCUUUUCUUUCUUUCUUUUUUUCUUUUUUCUUGUUUUCUUUCUUUCUUAAUUUAUUUUGAUCUUGUAAUUUUCUUCAUUUCUAAUAUUCUGUCUUUCUAUAUUUUAAAUUCCUUGCUCGUAUGCUUCAUUUCUUCUUAUUUGUAUAGUGAAUAUUUCUUUCUUUAUUUCUUUCUUUCUUCAUUGAAUGAAAUUAUUUUUUCAAGAAUUCUUAUUUUUUCUUUCGUUCUUGCUAUCUAUCUAUCUAUCUAUCUAUCUAUCUUAUUCUCUUCAUAUCUUUUGAUAUGUCGUCCAGAGCAAACAGCUAUCAGUAUCUAUCUAUCUAUCUAUCUAUCUAUCUAUCUAUCUAUCUAUCUAUCUAUUCCGAUCUAUCUAUCUAUCUAUCUAUUCCGAUCUGUCAUCUAUCUAUCUAUCUAUUCUAAUAUAUCUAUCUAUCUAUCUAUCUAUCUCUAUAAAUAUCUAUCUAUCUAUCUCUAUAAAUAUCUAUCUAUCUAUCUAUCUAUCUCUAUAAAUAUCUAUCUAUCUAUCUAUCUAUCUAUCUCUAUAAAUAUCUAUCUAUCUAUUCCAUUUUUCACUUACUUAUUUUUUCUUUUGGCUUUGUUUUUAACUUUUCCUUUUGCAUUGUUUCUUUUCUUCACUCUUUCUUUUCUCGUCUCGGAUUUCUUUCCCUCUCACUUUAUGCUUUACUUUUUCUUUCUCUUGUGGCAUCCUUUCUUUUUAUCUAUCUUUCUUUCUCGAUUUUCAUUGUUCCUAUCCUAA
Messenger RNA from Acanthosepion pharaonis, 786 nucleotides. The record is from the annotation of a GenBank genome assembly. Lineage: Eukaryota; Metazoa; Mollusca; Cephalopoda; Sepiida; Sepiidae.